Molecule: messenger RNA, 1125 nt
Organism: Perca fluviatilis (European perch)
Lineage: Eukaryota; Metazoa; Chordata; Actinopteri; Perciformes; Percidae
Product: interferon-induced protein 44-like
Exons: 8
Coding region: 73-939 (288 amino acids)
Source: RefSeq, a predicted model, not a curated record
GAAACAGGGAGGAUCCGUAAUAUAAAAGACUGUUCAUUCUUGACUUUGCUGCAGUUCUACAACAGCUACAGGAUGGGUGGGGGAAAGAGUAAGCCUGAAGUGAAUCCUUCUCCCAUGUUUGAGGAACCAUGGAGAAAUGUUGCCUGGGGAGACCAUGUGAGGGAUCUUGAGUAUGCACAGGAGUAUGUGCCUGAAACCAAAUACAUCAAACAUGUCCGAAUCCUUCUGUACGGACCCGUUGGAGUAGGAAAGUCCAGCUUCAUCAACUCUGUCAGCAACUGCCUACUAGGCAGAAUGACUACACCUGCUUUGGCCAGUGCAACUACCUCUGACAAAAGUUUCACCAGAAAAUAUAAAACUCAUGAAAUCAUAGAAGGAAGAGGAACGGACAAGAAGCCAUAUCAUUUUGUCUUCAAUGACGUCAUGGGUCUGGAGAAAGGGGAUGGAGUUCGUGCUGAUGACAUCAUACUGGCCCUAAAUGGACAUGUGAAGGAGGGAUACAAGUUCAACCCUUCAUCUCCACUGUCUCCUGAGGAUCCAAGCUACAACCCCCGUCCCUCUGCAAACGACAAAGUUCAUGUUCUGGUUUGUGUGCUUUCUGCUAACUCAGCAGAAAUUACAGACUCAGUUCUGAAGAAGAUGGCCGACAUCAGAGAGGCAGCCAGUGAGCUGGGGAUUCCCCAAAUGGCAAUAGGCACCCACAUUGAUUCAGCCUGUCCUGAAACUGAAAAGGAUCUGAAGAAUGUGUACAAGAGCAAGCACAUUAAGCAAAAGGUGAAAGACUUCAGCGCAGCAGUGGGGAUCCCAGUGAACUGUAUUUUUCCUGUGAAGAACUACAGUGAAGAAAUCAAGAUCAAUGAUGAUGUCAACACUCUGAUCCUGAGUGCACUGAGACAAAUGAUCAGCUUUGGAGACGACUUCAUUGAGAAAUUAAUCUAAAUGUAAAGAGAAGUGAGUCUCGGAUGUUCAGUUAUAAUCUGUUGGCAGAUCGCUUUGACAGUUAAUGUCUGUAUUUGAUGAAGACUGUUGUCUCUAUAAGACAGCUGGGAUCUGAUCCUAGUUACCAACACAUACAUGUAAUUGCAUGUUUGCAUGUUUGCGAUAAAUACAUUUCUGUGGCUUUCA